Orbicella faveolata is the source of this 1801-nucleotide messenger RNA. Its product is annotated as monocarboxylate transporter 10-like. The record is from RefSeq and is a predicted model, not a curated record. Gene Ontology annotation, biological process: transmembrane transport. Gene Ontology annotation, molecular function: transmembrane transporter activity. Lineage: Eukaryota; Metazoa; Cnidaria; Anthozoa; Scleractinia; Merulinidae.
GGAACGGUAAACGAGAAAGUUUAGAACAUUCACAGGAAAGAACCCUGAGUAAGUACAGACUGAAGACUUAAACUUCACGCUUAAAUGAGCUAAAUUAAAAUGUCAGAUCUUAAAGACAGAGAGAAUGUGAAGAAGACGAUUCUUGCAGUUGAUUACGUAAACGAGAGCUGGAAGGAUGGUCAUUGGGGCUGGAUCGUAUGCCUCGCCGCUGCCGUCGUACAAUUUGUCGUUCUUGGAAUCCACAACAGUUUUGGGAUUUUGUACAUUGUGUUCGUGAGGGAAUAUGGCUGGAGCAAAGCCUUGACAGGUUAUAUAGGCUCUAUGGGCCUCGGCAUGAACUUUUUCUUUGGCCCUUUCACGAGCGCACUUUGUGAUCGUUUUGGUUGUCGAGUCGUCGCCAUGGUCGGUGGACUCAUCUCCGUCACCGCUUUGUUUGCAACUUCCUUCGUCAACGGCCUUGUUUCCAUUUACCUGACUUACAGCAUUUUGUGGGGAAUGGGCUCCAGUAUGUGUUUCGUCCCGACAUUCCUAAUGGUGGGCAGGUACUUUGAACGUCGGAAGUCCUUAGCAAAUGGAAUAAUUACAGCAGGGAGCGCAGUCGGUGCUCUAGUUAUGGGACCUACUAUAAACAUGCUCUUGGAAAGGGUUGGCUGGCGUAACACGAUGAGAAUCAUUGGUGGUGUUGCUUGCGCCAUGGUGUUGGCUGCCUUGACGUACAGACCCCCACCUGUGAAGAGCGAGGUUAAUUUUGAACAGAAAAGGAAAAAGGUUAUUGAUAUAUCCGUGUGGAAAAACAAGGGAUUCGUCGUGUGGGCAUUUGCGCUUGCAAUUUUCAACUUGGGCUAUUUUGUUCCUUUUGUAUACCUGCCGACCCAUGCAAGUUACUUAAAUAUUCCUGAAUCGAAAGCAUCUUUUCUCAUCGGCUUCCUGUCGGUUGGUUCGUUAUUUGGACGGCUUUUCUUCGGCCACGUCUCGGAUUACCAGUGGAUCAAUCGACUGUACCUUUACCAAACAGCACUGCUGGUAAUGGCUGUUACCACCACGCUGUGUCCACUGGCCACAAGCUAUGGCGGGCUCAUCGUCUACACGAUCUUGUUCGGGAUUUUUGACGGCGCGUUCGUAGCUUUGAUUGCUGUUCUCACUGGUGAUAUUGUCGGAAAUAGUAAGCUGCCUUCAGCUCUUGGCUUUCUCUAUUUAGUCUUCUCUGUGCCGAUCAUGACAGGAUCCCUUAUUGCAGGUUUUCUCAGCGACAUCACCAGUACCUACAACGAGGCAUUUUACUUCUCGGGUGCUUCCAUUGCAGUAUGCACGUGCGUCCUAUCACUAGUUCCAGUCUUUGCACCGAUGAGAAGACCGGGUCGCACAGAAAUUAAAAUGAAAUCGGAUGAACUCGACGAGAAGAAAAGAAGGCCUUCGUUUUUUGAGAAAUACGUACAAAGAUACUUUAGAGUUUCGGAAGAAGAUCCUUGUGAAGUUGUAGAGUGUUUGAUGGUUGUUGACAAAGAAACGGCAGUGUAAAUUUCGUCAGAAGAUGCUCUCACUAAGGUUGUGACUUUUACGGCUAACGGUAAAUAUUUUGGCCUUUUUACGGUUAACGGGUUUUUAAAUUUCCCUACGGUUAACAGAAAUCUUAGAAAUUAAUCACCCAUAAAUUAGUUUUCAUUGUUUAAAAAGGUUAAAAAUCUAUUUUGAUCACUGUAAAACAUAGUAAAGGUCCAAACUAAAAUAUGAUAAAAGUAAAAACGCCUGGGUACCGGCGAAUUUAAUGCUGGGGGUAACCCCGUAAUGGACUAGCAUGCAA